Molecule: messenger RNA, 2018 nt
Organism: Phacochoerus africanus (Common warthog)
Lineage: Eukaryota; Metazoa; Chordata; Mammalia; Artiodactyla; Suidae
Gene: NFIL3
Product: nuclear factor, interleukin 3 regulated
Exons: 2
Coding region: 332-1720 (462 amino acids)
Biological process (GO): regulation of DNA-templated transcription; circadian rhythm; immune response
Cellular component (GO): nucleus
Molecular function (GO): DNA binding; DNA-binding transcription factor activity
Source: RefSeq, a predicted model, not a curated record
CCCGCGCCGCGCCCUCGCCGCUCCUGCCGUCCCAGAGGCCUGGCCGGACCCGGAUCCCUGAGCGCCUCCAGCUCGGCUCCCGACUCCCUGCUCUUUCUCCCUGUCGCCCCGGCUCGCCGGCCCGAGAGCAGGAACACGGUGACCAUCUCAUGUGUUGCAGAAGACCCCAUCUACCUCCGUUCAGCAAGAGGAGCUGGCGAGAUUUAUUCUGGGCAAUAGCAUAAAAGGAAGAAUAUGGAUGGAUUUUAAACCACAGUUCUUAAAGCAUCUGCGAAUCCUGGGGCAAUAAUUUGUUCUCCUGCACCGCAUAUAGAGGCUAAGUGUGUUUCUGAUGCAGCUGAGAAAAAUGCAGAGCAUCAAGAAGGAGCAGGCGUCUCUUGAUGCCGGGAGCAGCAUGGACAAGAUGAUGGUGCUUAAUUCGGCCCUAAGCGAAGUUUCCGAAGACUUGACGCCGGGCGAAGAGCUCCUUCUCAACGAAGGAAGUGUGGGCAAAAACAAAUCUUCAGCGUGUCGGAGGAAACGGGAAUUCAUUCCCGACGAGAAGAAAGAUGCCAUGUAUUGGGAAAAGAGGCGGAAAAAUAAUGAAGCCGCCAAGAGGUCCCGUGAGAAGCGUCGGCUGAAUGACCUGGUUUUAGAGAACAAACUCAUUGCCCUGGGGGAAGAAAAUGCCACUUUAAAAGCUGAACUGCUUUCCCUAAAAUUAAAGUUUGGUUUAAUUAGCUCCACAGCCUACGCCCAGGAGAUUCAGAAACUCAGUAACUCGACGGCCGUGUACUUUCAAGACUAUCAGACUUCCAAAUCCACCGUGAGCGCCUUUGUGGAUGAGCCCGAGCCCUCCAUGGUGGCCAGCAGCUGCAUCUCUGUCAUCAAACACUCUCCCCAGAGCUCUCUGUCUGAUGUUUCCGAAGUGUCCUCGCUAGAACAUUCGCAGGAGGGCCCUGCGCAGGGUGGCUGCAGAAGCCCUGAAAGCAAGUUCCAGGUCAUCAAGCAAGAGCCCAUGGAACUGGAGAGCUAUGCCAGGGAGCCGAGAGACGACCGGGGCACCUGUCGGGCGGCUGUGUAUCCGAACUACAUGGGGAACUCUUUCCCUGGCUAUUCACACUCACCCCCUCUGCUGCAGGUCAACCGGUCCUCCAGUAACUCGCCAAGAACAUCAGAGACCGAUGACGGCACAGUAGGAAAGUCAUCUGAUGGGGAAGAUGAGCAGCAGGUACCUAAGGGCCCGAUCCACUCUCCCGUCGAGCUUCAGCGUGUCCACGCCACCGUGGUUAAAGUCCCGGAAGUGAAUUCCUCUGCCUUGCCACACAAGCUUCGGAUUAAAGCCAAAGCCAUGCAGAUCAAAGUGGAAGCCUUCGAUCACGAAUUCGAUGGCACGCAAAAACUCUCCUCGCCCGUCGACAUGGCGUCCAAGAGACAUUUCGAACUCGAAAAGCAUAAUGCCUCCCAUCUGGUACAUUCUUCCCUCACUCCCUUUUCGGUGCAAGUGAGUAACAUUCAAGAUUGGUCUCUCAAAUCCGAACACUGGCAUCGAAAAGAACUUAGUGGCAAAACUCAGAAUAGUUUCAAAACUGGAGUGGUUGAGGUAAAAGACAAUGGUUACAAAGUUUCUGACCCAGAGAAUCUGUUUUUGAAGCAGGGAAUAGCAAACUUAUCUGCAGAAGUGGUCUCAUUUAAAAGACUUAUAGCCACACACCAAAUCUCUGCCUCGGACUCUGGGUAAAAUUACUACUGAACAAGCUCUGGGCAUUCAGAGAUGGCAUUUGCCAUAGAUGAGUACAUUUUGUAUGGAGCUGAAUUUUCACUGGCCCUGUGGUCAUUUCACUGUAAUGUUUUACCUGUUGUCUGUUGGGUGUCUUUUUGUGCACAAAUUAUUACGAACAUUAGAUUGUGUCAUCACUCUGCCUUGUAUAUUGUCAAAUAGCCCAUUGCAAAGACUGUAUAUAUUGAACAUUAUUUUUGUUGUUCUCUUAUAAAGUGUGUAAGUUACCAGUUUCAAUAAAGGAAUGGUGACAAACACA